GACAACAACUAACAAAGUUCCCUCACUCUCAUCUUCUCUCAUUCUAUUACUCACUCUUCCAUUUUCAACACUAUGACACCCUUAAACCACCCUACAACCUUCACUCCUUUCUCCACUACCAAAACCUUCACCAUCAAACCACAAUGCAUUACUCUCAUUCAACCAACCAAACCAAACACAAAGCAACACUCCCACGACACCUUAAAAAGAACAGAGAAAACGACAAAUCUUUCAACAUCAUCAAGAUCAACAACAACACCUAUACCAUUAUCAACAAAAGUUAGCAAAAGAUGGAAAGAAUACCAAGGAAUGAGAAAUUGGGAAGGUUUAUUAGACCCAUUGGACAACAACCUUCGUUCUGAAAUCCUUCGUUAUGGCCAUUUCGUUGAAGCCGCAUAUAAAUCCUUUGAAUUCGAACCUUCUUCACCUAAUUAUUCCAAAAACAAGUUCCCAAAAACCACACUCUUAAAAAAAUGCGGUUUACCCAAAACAGGUUACAAACUAACCAAACAUUUACAUGCAACCUCGGGAAUUCAACUACCAAGUUGGUUCGACAAAGCACCAACAUGGGUUGCAACAAAAACAAGUUACAUUGGUUACGUUGCUGUUUGUGACAACAAAGAAGAAAUCAAACGACUUGGUCGAAGAGAUGUUGUUAUUGCAUUUAGAGGAACCACUACUUGUUUAGAAUGGCUCGAUAAUCUUCGUGCUACUCUAACCAACAUUGAUAUUAAUAUUCCAUGCAACAAUAAUAAUAAUAAAAAUAAUAAUAAUGAACCCAUGGUGGAAAGUGGAUUUUUGAGUCUUUACACUUCUAAACAAGAUUCUAGUUCUAGUAUUAAUGCUAUUCCUUCAUUGCAAGAAAUGGUGAGAAAAGAAAUCGGUCGUAUUCUUAAAACAUACGAAGGUGAAAAUUUGAGUUUUACUAUAACAGGACACAGUUUAGGAGCAGCAUUAGCGAUUUUAACAGCGUAUGAUAUAAAAACAUCUUUUAAUAACCGGAAACCGUUAGUAACGGUGAUGUCUUUCGGCGGUCCGCGGGUUGGUAACCGGAGAUUCCGGUUAGAAGUUGAAAAAGAAGGGAUUAAAGUGUUACGUAUAGUGAACUCGGACGAUGUAAUUACGAAAAUGCCGGGGUUUGUAUUUGAUGAGGAUGACGUGGAAGGGAAUGGUGAUGAAGUGGAAGGUGACGUGGCGUGGGUUUUGCCACGGUGGAUACAAAAGCGUGUGGAGGAGACGCAGUUGGUUUACUCUGAGGUUGGGGAGGAGCUACGGCUUUGUAGCAAGGAUUCGCCGUACUUAAGGGGUUUUAAUGUUGCCACGUGUCAUGAUUUGAAGACUUAUUUGCAUCUUGUUGACGGCUUUGUCAGCUCUUCAUGUCCUUUUAGAUCCACUGCCAACAGGUUCCUUCACCGGUAACUUUUUCAAGAAUAUUAAUUUCAACUACGGAAAGAUUAUUUUCUAUAUACACACAUUUGGGUAUUGUUGUAUACAGUUUUUGUUGUCACACGGAAUGAGAAGGGAUACACUUUUG
Molecule: messenger RNA, 1534 nt
Organism: Cicer arietinum (chickpea)
Lineage: Eukaryota; Viridiplantae; Streptophyta; Magnoliopsida; Fabales; Fabaceae
Product: phospholipase A(1) DAD1, chloroplastic
Biological process (GO): lipid metabolic process
Molecular function (GO): glycerophospholipase activity
Source: RefSeq, a predicted model, not a curated record